UUGGUGGAGUCCCUGACGUGGCAAACGGGAUUUAUAGAGGACCAGAAAGCAGAGUUGUUCAGUGGCGAGCCGGUGCUCGGUGACACUGUGUAACAUGUUGCCUUCGCCUCUGCUGCUGAUCCUGGGUCUGGUCCAGGCAGUGUCCUGCUACAAACUCAACUUGGAGAAGCCACCAGCACUGGCCCGAGGCAGAGUGGAGACCUGCGGGGGAUGACAAUUAUCUGUCCUAACAGAGGUAAAGGCUUUCGUUGAGGAGGACUUACCUCUUUAUCACAACCUGGCAUUGACCUACUUCCCAGGAGUGGAUCCUGAGCUCGUCCUUAUGAACUACGCGUACCAGGAACUAGCACGUGUGGACCUUAUGCCAAUGACCAGGAAAGAGAUCAAUGAAUUACUGUUGAAACUCGGAUUUUACAAAAAGGAAAGUCCAGAUGCCGAAGUGCCAGUUGAUUUCUACUAUGCCCCAAUGAUGGGCAAACCCAUAAGGCAAUUUGACACGCACGCAGGGAAUCCUGCUAAUGCUGAGUCCGAGGAUCUCGCAGUAUCAAAUGAGUUGAAGCAAGAUUUAUAGAUAAAUGAUUGAAGUGUACCUUGACUGUCCAUAAAUCAAUGGAAAGAUGAAAACCCACUAGCGGUCUGAAAACGUGAUCAGUCUUGCUUUCAUUUGAAACCUGGACAUCCCAGUAAUCACACUGCUGCUCAUUUAACCAUCAACCUAUUUAUUACUAACAUCAUCAUUUCUUUUGGUUUAACUUUCUGCUAACUGUGGGGGCAAACACCAUUGACGGAAAAGUGCAAAAAUUCACAGGAACUAUCAGCAGGUGGAGGUCGAGAGUACUGGAAAUAACGGGAAUCUUCCUGUCCAAUUGGUCUACUGUGUGUUCUACAUCUUUUGCUUAUUGGGUCUCUUUUAGUCUGAAUUUUGCAAAUUGUCCACUCCAGCCUUUUGAAUGAAGUUUGUUGGAAAGUGAAUGGUGUUGAUGGUAAACAGAAUGGUUCAGCUAGAGCAGAUCAGAUUUAUGAACUGAGGUCAACUGACAUCAAUGGCUUCAGCACCAGGGACAGCUAAUUCACCUAAAGAGGUCCAGAUGAAGGACUGCAUGCACCACCUGAUUGGGUCUUGGGCCCUGUUAUUGACGGCAUAAAAACAGAAAAGAGUUUUGCUGGCUUGGCAAGUGUGUUUCUCAGUGUCAUACAGGCCAGCAGGGUAUCAGGGUCUGUGCUGAGUUCACUGACACCAGUGAGGGGUAGAGCUUUACAACCGGCCAUAGUGUCUCUCCUUUAGUUUGCCCUCCUUCUGUCGACAACUGUUCUGCGAUUUCUUCAUAUCUCUUCAUCCAGCCAGAACCCAGGAGGGUCAGAUUGUGAUGUCAUGCUUGCUUUCAUAACCAAAAGACCCUCAGUGGCUAUUCUCACGUGAAGAAUGGCCACUUACUCGGUAAGGUGUUGGUAGGAGGGGGAAGAAAAGGGGAAAGGACACGAAGAAAACUUUGCAAGGAAAUCAAAACCUGGAUAUCCAAAUAAGAGUUUGCACAGUAAUGUGAAGACUUACUUUAAUUUUUGUGAGGUUGUUUGAUUAUAUUUUCUCCUUUUCAGUUCAAGCAUGUAACUGGCUGAAUGCUGACUGCUGAUUCUAACAGUCCACUCCGCAGAGGGUGCUGUGAACAUUUUUUAUUCACUAUGAAUUGUAUAUUUGUUUCUCAUGGCCUUCUUCCAUCCAUCCGCAGCCAUUUCCUCUGUGUCGGAAAUGCAUUUAAAACUUAGAGCAUCUCCAGUCCCAGCAAACUUACCGGAGAUGUGUUUACCACAUCUUGUUGGCCAGUGAGAGGUGUGGGGGAGAUAUUGAACAGAGGACAGUGACCUUGCCUGCUACUUCUGUCCACCUUCCCUUCACCUCUUACCCUCAUACCAGAGGCAAAGUUCAAAAGCAGCUUGUGUCUUCAUCCUGACUCUGUCUCCAGGUUUUGAAAUUUCUUUUAGCAAGAGGGAAAUGAUAAAACAAAAACUUGAAUUAAUAAAUUUAGCUCAUAGCCUUUUGUCAAAAGGUAAUAUAUAAGCUGAUGGUGCUACAUACGCUGUCAGUUGACCUCGAGUUCUGCCUUUUCCAACAAUCCGGCCACACAAAUCCAUCAUUUUCGAUUUAGGGAGAAAAUGAGCACAUCGAGCGAAUGUUUAUGCGCUUUUAUAACUGGAUCUAUUUUGGAAUGAAAUGCAACAUUUUCACAUCUAUAGAGUUCACUCUGAAACUGCUCUGAUCAAGAAAAUGACAGCGGACGGGCAUCUCCAGCUGGCUGAAUGCUUCUUGCAUGUGAGCACCUCAAGCCUUAUUCAGGAAUUUAAAUGAAGCACUCAGCUGAAAGGCGACCAGGCUGAGAGCAGAGGCACAACAUUCCUGAAGGCAGAGAGGAGUUCAUGCUGGAAGAACAUGCCAGCCUCAACAACAUUUUGUUAUUUUUGCCUGUUGGAUAGCAAUAAAA
Messenger RNA from Stegostoma tigrinum, 2477 nucleotides. RefSeq names its product selenoprotein M (gene selenom). Gene Ontology annotation, molecular function: oxidoreductase activity. The transcript is spliced from 5 exons. The record is from RefSeq and is a predicted model, not a curated record. Gene Ontology annotation, cellular component: endoplasmic reticulum lumen. Lineage: Eukaryota; Metazoa; Chordata; Chondrichthyes; Orectolobiformes; Stegostomatidae.